AGCGUGCCUUUUACGAGCCCAAGCUACUCUCCGAGAUCUGGCUGGCGGCAGAUUGGCAUUAGAUGUGCGCAGGAGCCGGAACCUAUUAGCUUUGUCAGCCCUUGGAGAGGAAGGGCCUAAUAACCAUAACCACGGAGCCAGCACUCAGGUCUUCUUGCAGUGAUGAGCCCUCCCAUGCUGCCCCCGCGCCAGCGGAGCCCCCGACCCCUUCUGUGGAGCCGGGGAAAGAGAAAGGCCCUGGGACCUCCGCUCCUCCGGAACCAGAUAGAGAAACCCUUGUGGAGGAGGUGGUCGUUGGAGAGCAAGGGCAAGAACUCGCCCAAACUGAAAGCUUUCCCGAGGUAGAGGGAGCAGUUCCCGAAUUUGCAUCUGGGGAACCAAUGGAGGAAGACUUGGACCCAGUCCCAGAAUGUGAGGGAUACUAUUCCUGGAGCUACAAUUUCUCCCAGCCACCUCGUCUUCUCAGUGACUCCUGGUCUGAGUUCAACUUUCAACAUGAAAACUUCUUAAAAGGCUGUAAAUGGGCUCCAGAUGGCUCCUGCAUCUUGACCAACAGUGCCGACAACAUCUUGAGGAUUUAUAAUCUCCCCCCAGAACUGUAUAAUGAAGAGGAAGAGGUCAAGAAUACAGAAAUGGUCCCAGUUCUGCGCAUGGUGGAAGGUGACACUAUUUAUGAUUACUGUUGGUAUUCUCUGAUGAAUUCAGGCCAGCCAGACACCUGCUUUGUGGCCAGUAGCAGUCGUGAAAAUCCCAUCCAUAUUUGGGAUGCCUUCACUGGGCAGCUCCGGGCUUCCUUUCGGGCUUAUAACCACCUGGAUGAAUUGACUGCUGCCCAUUCCCUCUGCUUCUCUCCGGAUGGCUCACAGCUCUUCUGUGGCUUCAACAGAACUGUUCGAAUCUUCUCCACAUCCCGACCUGGGAGACAGUUUGAAACAAGAUCCACAUUUGCCAAAAAACAAGGCCAGAGUGGGAUCAUUUCAUGCAUCGCAUUCAGCCCAACCCAACCUCUCUAUGCCUGUGGCUCCUAUGGAUGCUCCCUUGGUCUGUAUUCCCAGGAUGAUGGCUCUGCUCUUGCUCUAUUUGCGGGGCAUCAUGGGGGCAUCACCCACCUUUGCUUCCAUCCUGAUGGCAACCGUCUCUUCUCAGGGGCCCGAAAGGAUGAUGAGCUCCUGUGUUGGGAUCUCCGGCAGCCAGGCCACUUACUUUUGUCCUUGAAUCGAGAAGUCUCUACUAAUCAGCGUAUUUAUUUUGACCUGGAUCCGACAGGACAAUUCCUAGCAAGUGGCAGCACUGAUGGAGUUGUGUCGGUAUGGGACACCAGUGGGGUUGGGGUAAACCAACAGGAGCCACUAAUGAGUUUUCUACCUCAAAAGGACUGCACCAAUGGCAUUAGCCUACACCCAAGCAUGCCUCUGCUGGCCACAUCCUCUGGCCAGCGUGUUUUCCCUGAGCCGACAAACAGUGAGGAUGAAGAGGGGCAGGCAAACGGAGUUCCCCUGCUCUCACUGAGCCAUGCCCACCCCGACUUUCGUCUGCAGCUAUGGUGGUGUGGGGGUGCUUCUGAUACAGAAACCCCUGACUGUAAAGAAAUGGGGAAGGAAUGUGGUUCUGGGGAGGGAGAACAUGGGCCUGUAUAAAAAGGUUUUCUGACAUGGCA
Messenger RNA from Antechinus flavipes (yellow-footed antechinus), 1657 nucleotides. It is a transcript of the gene WRAP53, whose product is annotated as WD repeat containing antisense to TP53. Bases 381 to 1637 code for a protein of 418 amino acids. Gene Ontology annotation, cellular component: Cajal body. Gene Ontology annotation, biological process: Cajal body organization. The transcript has 11 exons. Gene Ontology annotation, molecular function: protein binding; RNA binding. The record is from RefSeq and is a predicted model, not a curated record. Lineage: Eukaryota; Metazoa; Chordata; Mammalia; Dasyuromorphia; Dasyuridae.